Trichobilharzia regenti is the source of this 912-nucleotide messenger RNA. NCBI's taxonomy places the organism in Eukaryota, Metazoa, Platyhelminthes, Trematoda, Strigeidida, Schistosomatidae. The record is from the annotation of a GenBank genome assembly.
AUGUUAUUCACUUUACUUUGUAUUGAUGAAAAUAAAAAUUCAUCAUAUUUGUUGAACUCAUUAAGAAGUUUACAACAAUGUGUGUACAAUAAUAACAUAUCAUCGUUGUGUUUAAUCAUUCAGAUUCGUUCAGACAGUGGAAGUUCUCAGAGAUGGCUUGCUCGUCAACGUUCUGAUCCAUAUGUUAAACGUGCACGAAUUGAGAGUUACAGAUGUCGUAGUGCAUUCAAAUUAUUACAGUUAAAUGAUAAAAUUCAUGGGGGAUUAUUUAAACCUGGUGAUAUCGUUGUCGAUUGUGGUGCUGCACCAGGAUCUUGGUGCCAAGUUGCUUCAUCUUUUGUCAAUCCUAGUCUAGUAGGUAAUCAUAGUGGUGGAGGAGGCGGCAGUGAAGAAGACAAACAAAAUUCUGGUUUAGUAAUUGCCUUCGAUUUAUUACCAUUUGCUGAUCUACCUGGAGUUAUCUCCUAUCCUGGCACCGAUUUAAACAAUUGGUCUGAAUGUGUCAAUUUAAUCAAUCAAUCAGUUUUAAAUCAUUUAACUAACAAUAGACUACACCGUCAUAGUGGUCGAAAAGAUCCACUUCCAGCUGUUGAUAUUAUUCUCAGCGAUAUAGCACCAAAUGUAUCAGGAAUGCGAGAUAUCGAUAUACCAGCAAUGAUGAAAUUAGCUCUCAAUGUAUUACGUGUUGCAAUCAGUGUUUCAAGACAAGGUGGUAGUCUUGUCAUCAAAUUAUUCGAAAGUCCAGAGGCGAGAGAAUUUAAAGAAACCGUUUCACAAUUCUAUUCACUGAAUUCUACAUCAUCAUUUACACGUUUUAUUAAACCACAAUCAAGUCGUAAAGAAUCCUCAGAAGUAUAUUUAGUCGCCAGGGGUUUUCAAUUACCACAAAGUAGUACUAUACAGAAAAGCUAG